UAAUGAUCUGCUGAAAAGUAAUGAUAUUGGGACAGAAACUACGUCAUCAGCACAAGCUAUGAGAAAGGCGCCUGGUAGACGGUCAGGUCCUGCCGAUUUGUAAGGAUCAAGUUGUGAGAUUCCACUUCAUCAUGGAUGGCGACACUGAAGACAGGUUCCUCGUGCAUGGUCUCUACGACGCGGCACCGGCCGUCACUCUGCACAACUGCUCGCACAGCGGACCAGAGAUUGACAGACGUGUGAGAAAACAAGAGCGGUCCUCACGGAAAUGUGCUUCUCAGCAUUACGAGAAGACCAGCAGGCAACCGAACGCCGGUCAGACGCCUUCCUCGGGCCAAUAUCGCUUAGAUCUCGAAUCUGAGAGACACAGUAGUGGCUUCAGAGCUGAAGGUGUGGAAGUAACGAACUACCAAAAGUUCACGCCGAGGAAGGCCGCUGAAGAUAUAGCAAGUACAAGAGAGACUUUAAGUAAGAAUCGACACAAUAUGUCUGAAAAUUCUGAGACAAUUGGAAGUAAAUUGAAUCGAAGAUCGUGUUUAUGCCAUACAGAAUGUAAGAAACAGCAAUUAAAAUUGUUAGAAGAGUCAAAAGAUUUGAAUGUCCAAAAAGAAGUGUGGACUGGAUAUAAUAUAACUUCAUCAACCAAUCUCAAUCCUAAUCGUCGCAAUGAUAAUUCAGAGAUGCGUUCCAAACAAGCCAAGCAAGAGGUUAAAAAACGCUUUAGGGAGUUUGAGAAAUGGAAACAAAAUGAAGAGAAAUACUUUGCCAAUAAUGAAAACUAUGAUAAAAAUCACCAUAUUAAGUCUUAUAUUCAAAACUGGUUACAAGAUACAACAGGAAUGUGUUUAAGUUCUAAGUCGUUACGGGAAUUGUCUCAGAAAUUAAUCUCUAACCUCGAUCUAGAUGAAAUCAGAAACACAAACACUUUGCUGAAAAGUGAAUCUUUAUCUAAUGAAAAUUUAAGGCACAAAGGAAUGGAUUGGUUAAAUACAAAUCCAGUAAUUUUAUCUAGUAAUACAAAGGAGAAUAUGAAAGAUUUGAAAAAGUCAUUUCAAAAAAUAACAUCUAGUAAUACAGAAGACAGUAAAAUUAGAAAAAAAUAUAAUUGUACAAUAGAUGACUGGUUACAACAAGUUAUCGAAAGAAAAAACACUCAAACUGAUGCUCCUGUAAAAAAGGAUUUUAUUCAUAAUCUAUUGCGUAAACUGAAAAAACAGCCUGAAAGUUGUCACUUCAGUUCAUUGCACAAAGAAAUAUGGAAAUGGCUCAAAAGUCUUACUCAUGAAAAUAUAGUGGGUGACGAAUAUUUAAAAAAAGUGACGAUUCUCUUAACCAGAACUAUUACUGAUAUAGUAACAGCUGAUGCUGAUGAAAUAGUAGCAGAAAAUGAUGUAAAUUAUUGGCUUGUAUUGAUAAGUGAUUUAUUAGGGGCUGAAAUAUCUGAUACUAAUACAGAACAUUUCAUCAAAAUAAUUCAGAAGCGAAUUAGAAAUGAAUCUUUUUGUAGAGAGUCAGAAAUACAAGAUUGUGGACAGAAUAACGUAUCUUUAUCACGAAAUGUUAAAGCAGAAAUAAAGAGUAUAUCUACCUGUAUAGACAAUGAGAAAAAUUCUAGAAAAAAGAGCUCGUCAAAGUCUUAUUCGAAAAGAAAAUCUUCAAUAAUAAAAAAAUUAAGAACACACACAAACUUACAAGGAAAAGAAAUAGAACUUAUAGCUGAUGCAAUAGCCAAGACAUUAAAAGAAUUGUCGCUUUCAAAGAGUCAACAAGAUUUAUAUACCAAGAAAACAUUAUUAGAAAUUAUUAGUGAGCCAGAUAGCGGCAAUUACAAAAAUAUUAUCAAAUGUUGCAAAGAAAGGGUGUUUGCAAGAUAUAAGUCACACAAUAGUUUAUGUAGUGGCAGUGACGUGAUUAAUCAUUCGGGCUCUUCAAAAGCGCAACCUAAAAUAUCAACUCCCCAUGAUGACUUAUCAAAAACUACCUUCAAAAUACAUAUUGAGUCAGAUUUCCAUGAAGAACCAUCUUACAAUAAUACUAAUAAAGCACAUAUAAUUAUGGAUCACGAUUUGAGUCAAUCUCUUAGUAGAAAACAAGAAAAACGAAAUACAACUCCACAAAAAGAGUUACUGAAAAAGUUUCACUGCAAAGAGCCGUACAAUAAAGAUAAAAUUAAAGGAUCAAUUAAAAAAUUAACUGCACUAAAAGAAUUAUUAAACGAGUCAACUCAAAGACAAUGUUUUGUUCGUGAACAUUUACUUAAAACAAAUAAUAUUGAAGAAACAAAUUAUAAGAGUUUUGAAAACGAUAUAAGUUUUAAAAAAGCUCCACAAAAGAAAGAUUUAUUGAAAAAAUUAUUAAAUGAAAAUAAUAUCUGUAAAGAAAUCAAUGACAGUACUAAAGAAGGGGCCAAUAAAGAAUUAACAAUAAAAUAUCGGCCAGGAGAUUCUAUUAAAAUAUUUAAUAAUCAUGGUAGUGCUAACAAAACUUCCGGCCUGUCAAAGCAGUAUGAAACAUCAACACCUCAAAAAGAGUUAUCAAGUCUGUCAUACCCACCGUUAAAGUCAGUUAAUAGUGCAGAUACAUAUAACCAGAGUAACGAAGACCUACAUCCAUCAAAAGAUCUAUCAUCUACAGUGCAAAAAGAAAUGUCAAACAAACUUGUUGACAAAGAACCUUCAAAAGAUGAGAAUCGAAACACAACUCCACGAAUACACUUUCAAUCAAUAUCCAAAGAGCCUUUUAGUACAACAAGUUAUAUGAAAGAGUCAAAUAAUAAUCAAAGCCUAAGAGAGCCCUCAAUCUUGUCACAAACUGGAAUACGUAUUCCACGUCCACAAAAAGAGAAUUUUAGAAAAACAUAUUCAACUAUUUCGUCAGAUCCGACAUCGAUUCAAUCUUAUACCCCGAAGAAUAGGGAAUACAUUACCUAUAACCAAACUUUAGAAAAUGAUCCUGGCUUGCGAAAAGCUUCACAAUUAAAAAACAUGUUGGUACAUUGUUUAAAUGAAAUGGACAGAAAGACAGCUAAUGGCAAUAAAAAAUGUAAUUUAGUCAGCAAUUCUAAGUCGAUGUUUCAAAAUAUAAAAGAUUUGUUGUCGAAGUGGUUGAAUGAUAUACAGCUUACAAGCAUCAACGAAAAAAUGGUUGAUAUUUUAACCCAAGACAUACUUGAUCGACAAAAGUACUUACAGAUUUCGAAUAGUGUACCGUCUUAUAACGAAGAGCAAAAUUACCUAAAAAGUCAAAUUUUUAAGAGAUUCAAUAAUUUUGCAAAUGAUAAAGAUCUGUCUCGAGCGUUACAGAAUACUUCCGAUUUAUUUGAUAAAUUAAAAGUACAUUUGCAGAUAUACCGUUUAAUAAGUAAGAAAAGUUUUAAUACUAGGAAAAGCUUCGAACAAAUAAUUGGGUCUAUAGAUAAUACGCUAUCAUUUAUUCGAACUGUAAUACCGGGACCGGUAAAGAGGUCGUUUGCAGCAAUAUGGUGAAGACAAAAUGCUUUGAAAAGAAAUUAAUAAAUGGCAAUAAAGUAUCGUAAGCAAUUAAAUCGUCGAAAAUACUACCUAUAACACAAAAGCCAUCAAAUGAAAAAAUACUUUUCAUAUAAUGUCUUCACGUAGAAGCUCACAACACCAAACGGUUCAAACUUACCGUAAAGAUCGUCGAAAAGGAAUAUGUUCAAAUGACUGGAGCACCAUAACCGUCAAUUUUUUUUAACUAAUGCUACUAUCUCAAGUGAAAAAAAUAUGAAAUUAUCUGUAUCUGAUGAUCAAAAUAACACACGGUGAGACAGUUAUUUAUUAUACAUAUUUUCGAAAAGUACUCUUAGUGUUAGUAUUUAUCCCCGAUAUUCUGUGUAUUGUGGUUAGUCUCCUAAAUAUAUUUUGAAACUCUUAAGCGGCGUCUCAAGCAUACAAACAAGUCUUAUUAAGCAAUAAAAUAAUCAAAUAAU
Molecule: messenger RNA, 3949 nt
Organism: Leptidea sinapis
Lineage: Eukaryota; Metazoa; Arthropoda; Insecta; Lepidoptera; Pieridae
Exons: 5
Coding region: 132-3485 (1117 amino acids)
Source: RefSeq, a predicted model, not a curated record